Molecule: messenger RNA, 861 nt
Organism: Epinephelus moara (kelp grouper)
Lineage: Eukaryota; Metazoa; Chordata; Actinopteri; Perciformes; Serranidae
Product: LIM zinc-binding domain-containing Nebulette-like
Exons: 4
Coding region: 195-755 (186 amino acids)
Cellular component (GO): focal adhesion
Molecular function (GO): actin filament binding
Source: RefSeq, a predicted model, not a curated record
GACGGUGAGCCGCUGAGUAAAGGGGCAGAGCCGCCGUCUCUCUGCUACAAUUUUCAGCUUUUCUACUUAGUUGACAGUGUCUCAGGUUGAAGAGUGGCUCAGUGGGGACAUUUGGGACUCUCGGUCUGGACAACAUUAACUACACCUAUAACAAGUGGAUUUAGCCUUUGGGGAGCACAGAGGAGGUUUGGAGGAUGAACCCCCAGUGUGCCCGCUGUGGGAAGAUCGUCUACCCGACGGAGAAAGUCAGCUGCCUGGAUAAGAACUGGCAUAAAGGAUGUUUCCACUGCGAGGUUUGCAAGAUGACCCUGAACAUGAAGAACUACAAAGGUUACGACAAGAAACCCUACUGCAAUGCACAUUACCCCAAGACGUCGUUCACCAUCGUGGCCGACACACCAGAAAACCUGAGACUGAGACAGCAGAGUGAGCUACAGAGCCAGGUGAAGUAUAAGAAGGACUUUGAGGAGAGUAAAGGUCGAGGAUUCAGCAUUGUGUCGGACACUCCAGAGAUGCAAAGACUCAGAAAGACUCAGGAGCAGAUCAGUAUCGUAUGUUCACACACACACACACACACACACACACACACACACACACACACACACACACAGAUAUACAUCAUUCAUUGUUUUUCCUGGUGUGUGUAUAAUGUGAAAUGUGUGAGUGAAGUGAGGGGUGCACUUUGGUCAGUGAGCACAAUCGCACACACACAAACACACACAAAAUGUCUACAUCAUCAAGCCCUCCAGUGUUGACGACAUCAGCUGUUUGAAGAUGAGCUUCCUUUGGAACCAGUGAGUGUAAGUGACUGUGAUUUAUUUUUUUAUUUACUUAUUUAUUUUAAGGACAAGUCAAGCUGUC